GAACAUUUUUUCUCCUUUGGUAAAGGGUGGGUGAGGGUCUUCGUUCUUGAAACUCAUUCACUUAAUUGAAGUACUUGAAUACAAGUCGGUCCUCGAAAAGUUAUCGAUCCGCGACUACAAUUUCUUGGCUUCAAUUCUCAUUCCCCUAAUUUUGACAUAAUCGGACCUUGAACGACGAUCGUCUACCUUCCGUCACGAUGGCAGUUGCAUCUGAAGAGACCACAAGCAUAUGCAAUCACUGCGGCAGAGACAUUCCGUCGGCAAAUAUCGAUCUGCAUUCUGUUCAUUGCGCGCGGAAUCUAGAAAAAUGUAAAAUAUGUGGCGAUAUGGUUCCUAAAAGACAUGCGGAGGAACAUUAUCUGAACACUCAUGCUCCCGUUUCCUGUUCGCUGUGUAGCGAGACCAUGGAACGGGACAUUUUAGCCAUUCAUAAAGGCGAAAACUGCCCUCAAAGGAUUGUUACUUGCGAGUUCUGCGAGUUCCCAUUGCCAGCAGUAGAUUUGGCUGAGCAUCAGGAAGUAUGUGGUAACCGGACCGAACUUUGUCAUCUGUGUCGUCGAUAUAUCAGACUACGAGAACGAUAUAGCCAUGAAAAUAAUUGCAAGGGUGUCACAGCUGCAGAUACCGUUGCUGAAUCUUCCAGGGAUGUGGGGGCAGCUCCAGAAAGAGAUCAAGUUAGAGAUCGAGGCGCUCGACGAAGACAGCCACAGGAGUUUUCUACCCGACGUCUUAUAUUCACUAUUGCGAUAACGGGCAUUGCCGUUCUACUAGGAUCGCUAUUUUUCCAGAGAAAGGCCGAGAGCAACAUCGUGCACUGAUCGAUGGUAAGCUUACCAUAGAUCCUACGACUUCCAUUUUUCUGCAGCAAGAAUAUCAGAACACUGCUGUAAACUUAUGAAACACAUGGGCGGAUAAUUUGAUUAUGGCCUGAUGCUCUGCCUCCUCUGCUCUUUGGGGGAUUUUAUUUAUGUUCGUUGGAAUUACGUGGGAAGAAAAAGUAAAUUUAAUUUACAAAUUUAAUUCCUAGCGA
Cucurbita moschata (crookneck pumpkin) is the source of this 1030-nucleotide messenger RNA. Its product is annotated as XIAP-associated factor 1-like. The coding region runs from base 198 to 818 and encodes 206 amino acids. The transcript has 6 exons. The record is from RefSeq and is a predicted model, not a curated record. NCBI's taxonomy places the organism in Eukaryota, Viridiplantae, Streptophyta, Magnoliopsida, Cucurbitales, Cucurbitaceae.